CAACCACAAUGGCAAUUACUUCAGCGACUCUUUUCAAGAUUAUCUUUGUUUUCUUCAUUCUCGUCACUCUUCUCACACCUCGAGCCGUGGCUGAUUGUGAAACUCAAUCAGCAAACGCAUGCAACAACAAAAAGAAAGCCCUGCCUCUAAAAGUCAUAGCCAUAUUCGCCAUUUUAGUUUGUAGCAUAAUUGGUAUCACACUACCCUUAGUGACACGUUCAAUCCCAGCUUUGAGUCCUGAAAACGAUCUCUUCGUAAUUGUGAAAUGCUUCGCGGCUGGUAUAAUUCUAGGCACGGGGUUCAUGCACGUGCUUCCCGAUUCCUUUGACAUGUUGCGGUCUGAUUGCUUGAAGGAGAAACCGUGGCACAAGUUUCCAUUUUCGGGAUUUGUUGCUAUGUUCUCUGCUAUAAUAACGAUGAUGGUGGAUUCUUUGGCUACUAGUGCUUACACAAAGAAGAUUAGGACUGAGAUCAUUUCAUCUCAGAGCAGCCCUGCAGGUGGUGGAGACCAAGAGAUGGGUGGUGUUGUUAACUUUGGCCAUUUCCAUGGCCACCACUACAACCACCCUGAGAACAAGACAGAAGGCCAAUCACAGCUUCUACGUUAUCGUGUUAUUGCCAUGGUAUUAGAACUUGGAAUUGUGGUUCAUUCGGUGGUUAUAGGACUUGGCAUGGGAGCCUCAAACAACACAUGCACCAUAAAAGGUCUAAUAGCUGCGCUUUGCUUCCAUCAAAUGUUUGAAGGCAUGGGUCUCGGAGGGUGCAUUCUGCAGGCCCAAUACAAAUCCUUAAAAAAUGUCACUAUGAUGUUUUUCUUUUCCGUGACAACCCCAUUUGGAAUUGUCCUAGGAAUUGCAUUGUCGACAAUCUACAGAGAAAACAGUUCAAGUGCACUCAUCACUGUGGGGCUGCUGAACGCUUCUUCUGCUGGUCUUUUGAUUUACAUGGCUUUGGUUGAUCUUCUUUCUACUGAUUUCAUGAGCCCUAGAUUGCAGGGAAGCAUCAACCUUCAAUUAAAAUCUUACUUAGCAGUGUUUUUGGGUGCUGCUGGCAUGUCUCUCAUGGCAAAGUGGGCUUAGUUUUCUCUUACCUCCGGUUUAAGGAAUAAUAGCAUCUUCAAAGUUGUAAUCUCUUACGUGUUCCGUUAAAAUAAGAACUUUGAAAGUAAUAUACUUUCAUAUU
Molecule: messenger RNA, 1182 nt
Organism: Vigna radiata var. radiata (mung bean)
Lineage: Eukaryota; Viridiplantae; Streptophyta; Magnoliopsida; Fabales; Fabaceae
Product: fe(2+) transport protein 1-like
Exons: 3
Coding region: 9-1079 (356 amino acids)
Biological process (GO): zinc ion transmembrane transport
Cellular component (GO): plasma membrane
Molecular function (GO): zinc ion transmembrane transporter activity
Source: RefSeq, a predicted model, not a curated record